AUGUUAUUUCAACUAAAAAGCUUAUCUAACGAGUCACUUGAACCAGCACUUAUUUUUUGCCAUAGAAUUGAGUUAAAAUUGUGGACUGGUGAUGUUGAAAAGGAAGCUAAGAUAUUUUAUGACGCAAUUCAUUCCGCAUUGAACGAUGACUCACUCGAGGAACAAAGAAAACAAAAACUAGUGCUUCUUAAAGAAACACCUGACAUCAACCGAAUUCUUUGUGGAAGCUGUUCUGAUAAAGAACGUGAAGCUUAUCAAGAUAUUUUUAAUGCCUUGGAUAAAUUAACUCUGAAGUGUGAUGAUAAUGAUUGUGAUUCGUUAAGUCUAGAAGUCAUAGACAUUUCCUCUAAGUGGGCAAGCAAAUUCAAAUACACCACGGUUAAUUUUGUUAAAGGUGUGUUUUCUAAAAAAUUGGAGUUGGAAGUAGCUGUGGUAGAAGAGUGUAAGAAAGUUAUUCAAGAACAAAACGACUCUGUACUUAAAUGGAUUAUUUCUGAAAGUUCCGUAGCCUCCUUGGGUCAAUGGGUAGAAAAUUUAGAAAAUGAUAUUUGGAAAUUGGAUAAAGAUUGGAAUAAAAAUCAAUCCGCAUUGUUAUUAGUGCGGAAUAUAGUUACUGUUGUAACCCAUAAUUUGAAGGCAGUUAAAAAGGCAAAAUUAAUUAAAAUAAGCACGCACUAA
Dentiscutata erythropus is the source of this 678-nucleotide messenger RNA. The record is from the annotation of a GenBank genome assembly. Lineage: Eukaryota; Fungi; Glomeromycota; Glomeromycetes; Diversisporales; Gigasporaceae.